UUGUACAGAUAACAUCGAGUUUUUUUUUUUAAUUGCAGGUGCCAGUGGUACAAAGAUGUAUUUAUUUGUACUUAUCUAUGUUAGUUAUUUAGUGGCACCCGCCAUAUUUGCCGAAGACGUGAGCUAUCAAGCCUGUGUCGAUAAAUACUCCAGGAAAGGCUACCAACCGUGGCAGGAGUGGUCAGAUCAUUAUACCUGUCACCGGUACCGGUGUGAGAUACGAGAUGGGAAAUACUUCAUUGCAGCUGUUGGAUGUCGUAAACCCAAAAUUCCCGAGAACGCUUUGGAAUGUCACGAAUAUAUCGAAGACGAGAAUGUUGAAUUCCCAACCUGCUGCGCCCGGUUAAGAUGCGUGGUCGAGAUCAAUGGUGAACGAAUUGUUCAAACUAGAGGUCAACCAGGUGAACUUUUCCCGGACAAACCUUGGAAAGGACAACAGAAUGAGCCAAACCCAGCGGUAGUAGGCAUGGGUACCAUCCAACAGAAUACCAUUAGCAACGAGCCUCAAGGUCAACCAGCGUCUGGAAUGUUCAACAAUAGGGGCGCAGGCAAGCAAGCUAAGCCAACGAUAUUCCCGACAGCGGAUGGCAGCGAUAUUAACGGGCGGCGUUACGUAGACCCUUAUCCGACUCAACAAAUGCAAGACUCGCCAAGAAAGAAGAGAGCAACCGUCUACUCCCUAUUUGAUAGACGUCUGGCGCGCGAACGUGGGUCCUAUCAACCGCACCAAAUUAAAAUACACGGUUAUACACCGGAAAAAUACACUUCCUAUUUCUCAAAUAACGUAAAAGGGGUUUCAAACCCUAAACUGCUUUUUAAUUCAUCAUAAAUACAUUUAUUUACCUGUCACUACAAAAUAUAUUUUUACAUUAAAACGAUAAUAAAUCAAUGCAAUGAACUGAUAAGUAGUUAGAAUAUGUGUUC
This is a messenger RNA of Galleria mellonella (greater wax moth), 924 nucleotides long. RefSeq lists its product as uncharacterized. The transcript is spliced from 6 exons. Bases 56 to 829 code for a protein of 257 amino acids. NCBI's taxonomy places the organism in Eukaryota, Metazoa, Arthropoda, Insecta, Lepidoptera, Pyralidae. The record is from RefSeq and is a predicted model, not a curated record.